AUGAUGUUUAGCCUAAAAUGCCCAAAACCAGCGCUGAGCAUCGGCAAUCGCCCUAGCAUAUACAAACGCUGCACCCGAGCCCCUGCCAUUGCAGCGACAUUGAACCGCCCAAUUACAUUUCUACCGCGUUCGAUGUCUGGAUUCACUGUUGUCGCGCACGAGCUGGGUGGAAGUGGGCCGCUGCUUCUACUGUUGCACGCAAAUGGAUUUCACGGGCGCGUUUUCAUCCCGAUGGUGCCGGUGCUCGCCUCGCGUUUCCGCUGUGUUGCUCUGGAUUUGCCUGGUCAUGGGCUAGCAACUGCAGCGGUUAAACCCUUUACAUUUGAUGAUCUGCUCAGGCCGCUGCAGGAUUACGUUGAUGCUAACGGCAUCCAUGGCUGCUAUUGCUUUGGUCACAGUCUGGGCGGAAACCUAGCGGCUGCACUACAACUGGAGCGACCAGGCACCUUCAGGGCCAUGUUACUGUUCGAGCCGCCCAUCAUGUCCUGGAGGCCUCCGCCACCGCCACCGCAGCAGCAACAGCAGCAACAGCAGCCACAGGAAGGGGGCGGCUCCGCUCCGGUCACUGGGGAGCCGGACAUGGGUGGGGGGCGGCUGCUGGCUCGCAUGGCUCGAAGGCGGCAGUCGCGUUACCCCAGCGUGGAGGCCGCCAAGGCGUCUCUGGGCAGCAAACCCACCUUCGCCGCCCUGCACCCCAUGGCGCUACAUGCGUACCUGGCGCUGGGGGGACUCAAGCCCGCCUCGGAGCCCCUCCCUGCCGCCGCCGACACCGCAGCUGCAGCCGACACUGCCGACACCCCUUCAGCCGCCCUCAGACCCAACGGUACCACCACGAGCAUUGAUUGCAGCAGCGGCCCCGGCAACAGUCACAACAACAACGUUGCGAGCUGCAGCACCGGCAGCAGUAGCGACGUCGAUGCAACCGGCAGCACCACCACCGCUAGCAGCAGCAGCAGCAGCAGCUUGCAGCCCUUGCUCCUCACGCUCUCUUGUCCUCCCGAGACGGAGGCGCGCGUCUUUGAGGCGGUGGAUGCGCAGAGGAGCCGGCCCUGGCACCUGCUCGCUGCAACACGGGCGGACAGGGGCGAGGACGGAGCUGGGUCUUGCAGCUGCAGUAGCUGUUCCGACAGCACUGCCGGCAGCGAUAACGAGAGCAGGAGUAGUAGUAACAGCACCAGCAGCAGCAGCUGUGGGAGCGGCGAGAACAGCAGCAGCAGCGGCAGCGGCAGCAGUAGCAGCGAGUGCGGGUGUGUGCGGAGGUGUCGGGUGGCGUUUGCGAUAGGUCGGCACAACGAGGGGGUGCACGGGCGGUUGGCGAGGCUGGGUGAGGAGAUGGCGGCGGGGGUACCCGGGGCAGAGCUGAUCAGCUUCCCCGCGCUGCAGCACCUGGGCCCCAUGGAGGACCCGGAGGGGGUGGCGCGCGCGGCGCUCGCGUUCUUCUUGGAUGGCAG
Molecule: messenger RNA, 1451 nt
Organism: Astrephomene gubernaculifera
Lineage: Eukaryota; Viridiplantae; Chlorophyta; Chlorophyceae; Chlamydomonadales; Astrephomenaceae
Source: the annotation of a GenBank genome assembly